AUGUCCUCCAUCUCAAGAACGCAGAAGGUAUUCUUCUCCAUCUCUUUCUUUUCCCACCUCUCACCUCUCUCUCCAGUAAAGUCAUUCAAUGGCUGUGGCUACUGCAGGUGGGCUCGAGCAAACCCUCAGAUCAAGUCUGUCUAUCACAAUCCAGGCUGGCCAGGCUGCUGUCGUCCCCCAGCUAUCAACGAACAACACUACAUUCAUGCCGCAGACUGGCCUUCAGUCAGCAUCGUACACCACGUACCCAUACCCGCAGAAAUAAAAUCGCUUCUCGACAGUCUCAUGCCCAAGGGAAACUCUCUCCCUGUCGGCACAAUCGGUCGCAGCGCAGGUGCACAAGCAUCAAAACCCGCUCUCGACCGCAGAAACAGCUGCACUAAUCAACCAGUCAGAUCCAACAGCCGUGACCAGCACGACAGGGCUCAGUCCCUCUCUAUUGCAGCCAGAGGACGUCCAGGUGGCAGUCCACCCCAGCAGUCAUCUACGCUAGGUCCAAACUCGCGUUCACCGGGAGCGCCCUCUUCCCUCCCAAAUUCAAAUUUCAUAGAUCAGUAUCUUCCACAGCGUCGUCACAAUUCGGAUCCUUCAGAAAAAUCUCGCUCUUCUCCCGUGCGGAAAAACGUCGAAUUAGAGGGAUCAGUUUCUCGACGUAACACGGCUGGACGAGCAUCGCUAUCGUCGGCUCUCUCUUCGAUGAAGGCCUCAGAAGAGGCCCCACGCCAGUCUUCGCUGUCUCGCUCUGCUUCGACGUCUAGCACGACUACACCGCCGCUGAAACCUUCUACGUUUGGCACGCGAGAACGCCAGAACACUGUCACAACGCGGGUGGUGCCGAAGAAGUCUACCGUAGAGGAAGCCAUGGCAGCAAUGGAGAUUGCAAGUAACUCCAGUAGUGGCAGUAGCGAUAGCGGUAGCUCAGGCUCCCGCGGAUCAGGCUCUCUCUCAGAUGCUACCAUAAUUUCGGACGGUGGUUUCACAGAUUACCUCUCUGACGAAUCAGAGGCUGAGCUGCAGAGGCAAGCAGAGGCCAAGGCUGCUCUCGUGGCACAGAAUCAAGCCGAGGAGUUAGAAUUUAAAGCAGCUAGACAGCAGCUAGCGGGAGUUGGCUUACAUCCGCCAAAAUCGUGGAACGAUACGAAUGACGGUGUUCCUCGCAUACAAGGUACUCCAUUACACGCACCAUACACACACCACGCGCCUUUUGCACCGACUUUUGCACAUACCGGUCCGACCACAUCCCGUGGAUAG
Molecule: messenger RNA, 1251 nt
Organism: Serpula lacrymans var. lacrymans S7.9
Lineage: Eukaryota; Fungi; Basidiomycota; Agaricomycetes; Boletales; Serpulaceae
Exons: 2
Coding region: 1-1251 (416 amino acids)
Source: RefSeq, a predicted model, not a curated record